UCAAUGAUAAUAAAACAUCCCAUGGAUUUUGGCACCAUGAAAGACAAAAUUGUAGCUAAUGAAUACAAGUCAGUUACGGAAUUUAAGGCAGAUUUCAAACUGAUGUGUGAUAAUGCAAUGACAUACAAUAGGCCAGAUACCGUGUACUACAAGUUGGCGAAGAAGAUACUUCACGCAGGCUUUAAGAUGAUGAGCAAAGAGCGGCUGUUAGCUUUGAAGCGCAGCAUGUCGUUUAUGCAGGACAUGGAUUUUUCUCAGCAGGCAGCUCUUCUGGGCAAUGAAGAUACAGCUGUUGAGGAACCUGUCCCUGAAGUUGUACCCGUACAAGUAGAAACUGCCAAGAAAUCCAAAAAGCCGAGUAGAGAAGUUAUCAGAUGCUGGAGUGGAGCAGGUGCAGCCCCGUGGUCAGGAAGGUGUGGAUGCUGCAGGGGAAGCAGCUGCAUGUUUGAGCCUGAAGGGAACGCCUGCAGCUUGACGGACAGUACUGCAGAGGAGCACGUGCUGGCGCUGGUGGAGCACGCGGCUGACGAGGCUCGGGACAGGAUCAACCGGUUCCUCCCAGGCGGCAAGGUAGUGCUCUCUGGCCAUCGAGAGAGGGUGCUGCGUGGCGCCAGACUCUCCGUGUGCCUCUCCCUCUGGGUUGGUGCUGUGUGAUCCAGCACAGCCACCAGGAUCCAGAGGUCAGCAUGGGGCCCUGACGGGAGGCCUGGGUCAGACACACACAAGGCUGGUCUCUUCAGUCGGGGUCCGGGUGCCUCUCGCAGGGCCGCCGCUGGUGUUUCACCCAUCAUGGAGGCCUCGUGGUCACUGACCUCGUUUCCUGGAUGGAGGCCCUGCUGCAGGCUCAUCCUUUCUCUUGGAGUGAAUGCUGACUUCUAUGUCUCUGUCACUGGGUGUUGACGUGAGGCACCACCCUUGUUAUUCCAGCGGGGACUGGUGUUGGAUCCGACAGAUGGUCCAUGAUAGGCCACCGACCCUGUUCCCGUGGCUCCUGCCACAGAUGGUCUGUGUAGUGGUGGACCCCACUCAGCUGACUACACUCUCCUUUCUGGCAGGAGACGUUCUAGACCCAGUGUCUCCAAUGGAAACAGAGCACAGGCUGUCUGCAGUCUCAGGCUUCCUACUAGCUCUGAUAAGAGAAGUAGAGCAAUGCAGGUGACAUUAAUCCUGGCAGGUUUUAUUUCACCUCUCUAUCCAACGUUUUGUUUCAACACGUAGUCUGUAGAAAACAUUAACUUGAACUAUGGUUUUUUUUUUUCAUAGUAAGUCUUCAAAAUGCACAUGGGGUGGGAUGUAAAGAAUGCUGAAGUGGGAGCAUUUCAGAGGUGUCUGCUUCUGUUUGCCUGCGCCUGCUGGGAAGUUGCAGUAGUCUGCGUGGCUCAUUUGCUGGGAGAUUGUGGUCUGCGUGGCUCGCGUGUUGGGAGGUUGUGGUCUGCGUGGCUCACAUGUUGGGAGGUUGUGGUAUGCGUGGCUCAUGUGUCGGGAGGUUGCGGUCUGCGUGGGUCGUGUGUUGGGAGGUUGUGGUCUGCGUGACUUGUGUGUUGGGAGGUUGUGGUUUGCGUGGCACAUGUGUUGAAAAGUUGCUGUGGUCUGUGUGGCUUGUGUUGGGAAGUUAUGGUUUGUGUGGCUCAUGUUGGGAAAUUGUUUGCAUGGCUUGCCUGUUAGAGAUUGUGGUCUGCGUGGCUUGCACUGUAGUUCUUUUGGACAGCCUUGUUCUGCACUCUGUGCUUCAGCCUUGGAAUUGCCACAUUCUCCAAGGAGCCCUGGUUUCUUUACUAGAGAGCCUUGUUUAGAAGCCAAGACCUGGGUGCUGGGUGAAGCCCUCUCUGCAGAUAUAGCUGGGAAAUGCCUGUGCACGUGUCUGCACCACAUAUGUGAACACCGUGCAGACGGAUUCUGUUGGCACCUGUGUUUACAUGUGUUGAAAACUGUUUUUACAGUGAAACUUCCAGUUCCGUCCUGCUCCGUGGGUCCACCCCACUUCUUCCCUUUCAGUUUUGUAUCUACACCAUGAGGACCUGACUCCCUAAUCUAUGUAUCAAAUCCGUGUCCCAUUGUACCUGAUCUUCCACCUCUUCCCAGGGCCCUGGCCACCCUGUGGGCUCUGAUACUUUGCCUGGAUCGGCGGUGGGAAGCUGCCCCCACACAAACAUCUGGCUCCUUUCAGGCCAGGUGGCUGCCCUGCCCGCAGC
This is a messenger RNA of Piliocolobus tephrosceles (Ugandan red Colobus), 2192 nucleotides long. Its product is annotated as bromodomain-containing protein 9-like. The record is from RefSeq and is a predicted model, not a curated record. The transcript has 5 exons. Gene Ontology annotation, biological process: regulation of transcription by RNA polymerase II. Gene Ontology annotation, cellular component: nucleus. Lineage: Eukaryota; Metazoa; Chordata; Mammalia; Primates; Cercopithecidae. Bases 4 to 654 code for a protein of 216 amino acids.